AUCACAAAUACCCUUUACACAAGAGGAUCUCAUUUCAACCUUGUUUGAAAAGUGUUUGCAAGUUGUGAUGUAUUAUGGAAAUGCUUACAUUUGGAUUCACAUAAAAUAUAGCAGGACAUUUUCAAGGAGGGAAAUCACAUCAUCUUGACAAAAGUUAGUUAAUCACAAUCCUUAAGAUUUCAGUCCUGGUCUAUUUAGAAUUUCCAUUUGAGGAAAAGCAAUUUAAUUGUGCUUAAAGUUUAGUUUACGAGGCCUCUGUGGUAUCCUAUUUGUUAAAUGUUAUUUGACUGAUUUAAUCGCAAAGUGUUUGUUAUUAGAUUGAUAUUAACCUAAUCCUCGCAGGACAGAAAAGUGGAGUAAUGGCUUGGUAAUAGUGUUUUGGGGGGAAAUUUGUUAACGUAAUUUCUUCAUAAAUUCUUCUUUUUUUAAAUCUGCAUUGGAGCUUGAUCUAUUUUGUGUUUGUCUUUAAAUAGUACCCUACAUUAUUCCAAAAAUAUGCCAGAAAUUGUCCCCAUUUUGUAGAGGAGGUGUAGUCGAGCUCGUGUGGGCUCAGGGUGCUCUGGGAUCUACUUGUCAUCCUGCGUAGCUGUGACGUUUUUUCUAUGGCAAAAUCGCGCGGCGUGUGUUCAGCUGCGCUGACAGACUAAAAGUUGAUCGGAAAAUUGUCUCAGAUACAGACGAGGAGAAAAUAAACAAAAUACAAGAGAUCUACAGGAGAAGCAAUAGCUUCUGUCCCUCAAAAUGAGUGACGACACAGACUCCCCUCCUGAGAGGGAAAUGAAGGAUUUUCAGUUUCGUCAGAUGAAGAAAACGAGAGUCUUUGACCCUGCUGAAGAUUUGCCGAGAGAAAGAAGCAGUCUGCUCACCAUCUCGAACAAAUUUGGUUUAACUUUCGUCGGGCUCGACAGAACAUUCAAAGUUUACCAAACACGAGACAUCCUGUCUGCUGAUACGUUUGACGGCAACGCCAACGAAAUAAUCGAGGGGAGAGCUGCGUUGGCGGAGGUGACUGUGGAACUGGCUCUGCACCACUUGGCUCUCAGCUGUGAUGAACUCACUUUGUCAGUGUGUGGCAUGUCUGAGGGGGCGGGCUUGUCCCUCACGUUCUAUGACGUCCGCACCUUCGUGAACAAGGCGAGACCACAGAAGCUGCCAUUUGCAUCCUUACUGCCAGCAGUACCCCCCGGCACUGUAGUGCAAGACCUGAAGUGGAAUCCUGGACAGGUGUCCAUGUUGGCUGCCUCUCUGUCUGACGGCCGUUUGAUGAUUUUGGAUGUUACCGACGGUGUCAGAGUGCAGGCUGAGCUACCAGCUUCAAGCGGCAUCACAUGUAUUUGCUGGAGUCCAAAAGGAAAACAAGUCGCUGCAGGAAAAAUGAAUUCCACAGUCAGUCAGUAUACACCAGCACUGGAAGAGAAAAAAUGUAUCCCAUGUCCACACUUCUACACCUCUGACCAACCUGUCAAAGUUCUGGAUGUGCUGUGGCUGAGAACCUUUGUGUUUGCGGUGGUUUACGCUGCUGCAGAUGGGUCCCUGGAGACCCCUCCCGAGCUAGUGUUGAUCUCCCUUCCUAAGAAGGAUGAGAAGAUAGAGACAAAGUAUCUGAACUUUAGUGACACGGUGUACGGCAGCUGCACUGAGCGACAGCACCACUACUUUCUGAGCCAUGUGGAGGACUGGGACCUUGUGUUUGCGGCAUCAGCGGCUUCCAUUGAAGUCAGCGUCAUAGCCGCCAGACCAGAGGACAAGAACUGGGAGCUCUGGAUCCUGGAAGACGCGAGUCGGGCUGAGCUUCCAGUGACCGAGACGAAUGAAGACACUCUGCCCCUCGGCUUAGCCAUAGACCUCACCAGCCAGCAGGAGAUCCACAUCACUGAUGAGAAGACCUUGCAUCCAGCGCCCACGAUGCUGAUGCUGUCCACGGAGGGAUUGCUCUGCCCAUUUGCUCUGCUCAACCUCAAUCCUGGGGUUAAGCAACUGGUCUCAGCUCCCACUGUCCUCGCCUUGGAGGGGGAGAGACUGCCCAAGCCAGGUUCUUUGGCAGCCCAACCACCCAGAAUUGCUGCCUCCAUCCCAUCUGCCCUCGCACCAUUCCCGAACCUCGGUCUUCAUUUAGCAGCUGCUUCCACCCCUCCAGCCCCCGCUGCAUCGUUCUCCGCUGCCCCGUUCAGCAUGGUUCCCGCUGCUCCCGCGACGUCCAUAGCACCGUCAUCGGGCUUCAGUUUCUCGGUCCCGACGACAUGCGCCACCUCUGCUCCUCCACCUUUCUCAAUGGGGGUGCCCGCACCUUUUGGGUCGGGGUCCCUUGGCUUUUCGUUUGCCUCCAAACCUGCCGCUGACGCUCUUUCAGCAUUUUCUUUCACCCCUUCCAUCAAACCAUCUGCGGUGGCAGCCCCAGUUCCAGUUCAAACACCCCAGAGCAUUGCUGCUGCCUCCCCAUCAGCAGUAAAACUGAAUUUAAAUGAGAGGUUUUCAGCACUGGAGACCCCAGCAGCGUCCCCGCAGUCUUUCUCCUUCAAUCCCCCGCUGCCCAAAACAGUUGCUCCCAGUUCCAGUAGUCUGACCGCCCCUCCGCUCUCAGUCGCUAAGCCACCAGCUGUAUUGACCCCAGUGCGUCCAGUUCAAACCAGCAUGCCGCCCGCAGUCGUCCAGAAACCUGCUAAUGCUGCCCAGGGCCGUGUCCAAACUCCACAGGCAGCUGUUAGUGUGAAGGCCCUGGAGAAGCAGCUGCAGCAAAAGAAAGACUCCGAUCCCAUUAUGGCCGGUAUAUUGGAGGAGAUUGCACACUUCCAGAAGGAGUUGGACGAUCUUAAGGCACGAAGCGCGAGAGCUGACUUCAAGGUUGGCACCAAUGAGGAGAUGAAGGAGUUAAGGAAGGAGUCAGAGGACCUCCAUAUAUUCACCCUGGAGAUUAAGGAAACAACAGAGUCUCUCCAUGGGGACAUUGGUACACUGAAGACCACCUUGCUGGAGGGCUUUGCUGGUGCAGAAGAAGCCAAGGCCCAGAGUGAGCUGAGCAGAGACAGAAACUACAGACAGCUGCUGUACAAAAAACCUCUGGACCCCCGCAGCGAGGAGCACCUCAAGGAGAUUCGCAGGCUCUACCAGUACGCCACGUUUGCUGUGGAAGACGUCAAUGACGUGUUGGAUGUGGAGUGGGAGAAACACCUUGAGAAGAAGAAAAAGCAGAAACACAUGGCCGUGCCGGGGCGUGAGGGUCUGUUCACCACGCUGGCCAACAACCUGUACAUCAUCAACCAACAGAAGAACAGAUUGGACCAGUUGAUUAAGCAACUCGCCUCACUGCGCCUCUACAACAAGACUACCACUCCAACUAUAAACCGCAGCGCCGCCACCGAAACAACUGCUGGUUUGGAAAGCGAGCUUGAGAGUUUAAGGGAUGCACUCCUGAAAGCCAGGCUGGACACCACCCCGCCUAAAACCAAAUCCGAGUCUCCAGCAGUCAAGAUCUCACCAGUGAAACAGUCCCAGCUGCGUAACUUCCUCUCAAAGGGACAGAUGCCUCCUGUCCGCUCAACUGCACCAGCCAACCUGUCUCGCUCGGCCUUCCUUUCACCUAAAUACUACGAGGACUUGGACGAUGUGAGCUCUACGUCCUCCCUGUCCCAGUCCCUGGAGCCUCACCCAGCUGACUUGGAGCUGGAGGAGGAGGAGGAGGAGGAGCUACAGCCAGAACCGCUUCCGGUCAUCCUUCCAGCAUUGUCCAACCCCCGCCACCCCAUAGUUGUGAGGACCCCCUCUAUCGCGCCUGGCUUUGGGGCCAUCCAGUCAACUCCCAUAACAAAAAUCCACCCAGUACCCUUCGGACUGAGCCCUAUUGCCAGCCCUAUUCCAACCAAUAAGAUCAACCUCAGUGGGGCGGACAGCACUGCUCUCGCCACAAAGACGGUAAAACAUGGAGCCCCACCAUCUGAGAGGACCAUCCCUGUCACCAUCCCCGCCCAGCAGGCUGCAGCCACUGCUGCUCUACGCAGGCAGAUGGCCAAUCAGAAGACAGCUGUGGUCACUACGUUGACAGAGUCCACUUUGAAGACGGUUCCUCAGGUGGUCAAUGUCCAGGAGCUCAGAGACAAAGGGCCUCCUAUGCCGGUUUCCAACAUCAUCAGCUCAUCAAUACCAGAUCCAGCAGCUCCCGUCUUUGCAACAGUGUCUUCCAACCAGGCCAAACGAAUUGCCGACAGUUUUACAUGCGAAGGCGGACCAUUAACUACACGGAAUCCUUCCCAAGGUAUCCAGAAGAUGUCCAAUGAAAGCACAACCUCCCCACAAACAGGCUUUGUGUUUGGUCAAUCGUCUAAAACAGAUGCUUCAGUGGCUCCUGCUUUCUCAGCAGAGCAAACCACUAGCAAAAGCUUCUCCUUUGCACCAGGGUCUGCAGGCUUCAGUUUUGCUUCCGUUACUCAGGGAGCUGGAAUGUCACAAGUGAAGGAUGUGAAUAAGUUCUCCUUCGGUGGAAAUGGCAAGAUGAUGUUUGGGCAGGCGGGAGAAGAGCCAUUCGCCCUCACCCCAACAUCCACCUCCCCUGCUCAGGGCACAGGGUCUCCCACCCAGCCUCCAAAUGCAUCAGGGGACAAACCUGCCUUUGCCACAUCUGCCCUCAGGAUAGAGCCACAGCCCCUUAAGACAAUUGGAGGAGAGACUCUGGGCAGUUUCUCUGGACUGCGUGUGGGCCACGGAGAAGAAGCUAAAGAUUCAGCCGCCAAACCUGCUGCUGGCUCAUUUAGCUUUGGGGAAACGGGACUUGGUGUCGGCAAGGGAGCGGCGCAGUUUAGCUUUGCAUCAGGUCUCCAGAAGUCUGCAGAAGAUUCUACAGUAGCAGACUUGUCCAUGGGGGCAGCAGCGUCAGGCAGUUUGUUCAAGCCUCCUGAACCGAACCCCAAGCAGGCCUUCCCUGUUCCCCAGUCUAGCUCCAUUGCCUCAGCUUCACCUACGUCUUUCGGUAGUCUCCUUGCAGCUCCUUCAGACUCCUCAGAGGAACCAAAGUUUUCCCCGCAACCUUCGGAACCCACACCGCCCCCUGAAAAAGAACCUGCUGCUGGACCAGCUGGAGACAGCGGCAGUCCCUUUGUAGUACUCGAGCCUGCAGCAGACACCACUGCGACAGAAGCCACAUCAGUUCCAGCACCAACACCUCCUUUGGCCACAUUUAACCCGACCGCAAACCUUCCCUCCUCCAUCACUGCACCAACUGAAGCCACCGCUCCAGCACCAGCCAGUGCGGCUCCCGCAUUAGAAGCCACCCCAGACAGCACCGCCGCCGCCAUUGCUCCUGUGCCCACUUCAGCUGCGGCCACCCCUGCUGUAGCACCCGUCUCCCAGGUCGCUCCAACAGCAUUCCAGGUGCCCAGUUCUGACAAACCAGGUUCCAUUUUCACUCACCCUGCUCCUGCAAUGACAGACAGCAGUUCCCUUGGUAUUAUACCGGUUAUCACCACAGUUGCCGCUGCAGUUACCACCCCCACCCUUACUGUUGACAGUACAACAACUACAGCUGGAAGCAGUGUGUUUGGACAACCUGUAGCUCCUUCAGCCCCCGCGGUCCCAGCGGCCCCCUCAUCCCCAGCAGCACCAGCAUCCACCGGUUUUGGCUCAACUGCCUUCGGUACACCAACUGGAACUGGUUUUGGCAAAUCUGUGUUUGGCCAGGUGAGUGGCUUUGGUCAGCCUGCCAGCAACACCGAAACACCCAGCGGCUUUUCUUUCAGCCAGUCGGCCUUCGGAGCGAGUUCUAACUGUGCGACUGCUGGCGGAGGUGUGUUUGGUGGCGCUACUGCCACCAACGCCAGUUCCUUCUCCUUUGGCACAAGCAGUGCCAUCACAGCCAGCAGCACUGGCUCGGGGCUGUUCGGACAAACCACGGCACCGGCAUUUGGCCAGAGCUCAGGGUUUGGACAAGGGUCUGUGUUUGGGAGUAACACCACCACAUCCUCGUCUACAGGAUUCAGCUUUGGACAGCCGUCAGGUGAGUCUUUCGGCUGCUCCCCUGCCAACCCUGUGUUUGGCCAACAAGCUAGCAGCGGAAGUGUAUUUGGUCAGCAGCAGCAGCAGCCGUCAUCUGGUGGGACUCUGUUUGGCUUAAAUGCAGCCACCAACCCAGCGGGCUCAGCUGCCGGUGGAGGCUUCUUCACCGGCCUCGGAGGCAAACCGAGCGAAGACGCUGCCAACAAGAACCCAUUUGGCACCAACGUCCCCACCGGAGGGUUUGGGCAGCCCGCUCAGACAGGUGCACCCAGUCUGUUUGGGAGUAGCAGUGCCAAGACCUUUGGCUUUGGACAGUCGUCCUUCGGCGAGCAGAAACCUGGCGGGACCUUCACCACCGGUGCAGGGAGCGUCGCAUCCCAGGGAUUUGGCUCCUUCUCUAGUCCGACAAAAUCAGGUGGUUUUGGCAGUGCCCCGGUGUUUGGAAGCCCCCCUUCCUUCGGUAGCUCCCAAGCAUUUGGUGGUGGAGCAGCAUUCGGCUCGAGCCCUUCCUUCCCCAACAACAUGGUUCCUCAACAACAUGUUCCCUCGGCUGGUAAAGUGUUUGGAGAGGGAACUGCGGCAGCCAAUAUGGGAGGAUAUGGGUUUGCCUCCCCGCCCAGCGGCCCGUCCUUUGGCGCUCUAGCCACUCAGAGCGCUCCGUCGUUCGGGGGCCUCGCCCAACAACAGGGCCUCGCCCAACAACAACAACAGGGCCCCGGGUUUGGAAGUCAGCCCAGCAGCUUCUCAGGCUUCGGACAACAGUCACAGCAGGCGGGAGGAUUCUCUGGAAACACCUUUGGCUCUACAAACCAAUCAAGUCCACAAACAUUUGCCAGUUGGAGAAGCUAGUUUUAUUAAACGUCCACGUCACUGCUACAGUGCUUUCUGCAAUCAAGCACCUCGUGCCACAUAAUGUGUGAAGGGAAUAGGGCGGAGACUGUGUUGCAUUCGGGCUAAAUAAAGAAAAGUGAAUUAGAAGAUAUACAUGCAUUUUCUUUUCUAGAAAAGUUUUGUAUAUAUUGGAAACGUUUUUUCAACCAGUGUUCAGUUUGCAAUUUAUAUUUACUUAUAUAUGUUCAUUUGGGAACUUUAUGCCUGAUCUUAAUAUGUUCUUAGGACAAAGGAGAAUCAAGUUAUUAAACAGGUUUUUAAAAAUUCAUAGAAAACUUUUUGGUUUCUAGUUAAUUUUGUGUCCAGCAUUUGUAAGUUUUUGUUUUUGCACUUUUAAGCAUAUUAAAUGCACAAAAAACAUUUAAUCUCCUGAACAGUUCAGUCUUUCGUUGAAUGAUGGGUGUCCUCUGCAUGUCUAUACAAAUUAAAAUUCAGUCCAAUCGCAUAUGUCAGUACGGUUGUAAAUAAAUGUCAAAAAUGUUGCCUACAACCAAAAUUAAAUGAGCCCGACAUGCUAAACUGUAACACAAAGAAUUGUGGUCAAUGGUGAAAAAAGUUAUACAUUUCUUUUCAGAUGAUUUUUGCAGUAAAUCCCCCCCCAUUGAUAUAUUUUUUACAUGAAAGUGUGGUAAUAAAUAAAAUUUCUCAAAAUAUUUGUCUUUUCAAAAUUGUAUUUCUUAAUGCAUCAUGUUAAUCGCUCAUUGUUUAUGUUUAUUGUCUCGUAGUUAUGAAACGGAACACAAACCAACAUUAGUGUGUAAUGUAGUGUCUCUUUAUGUUCUUGGAAGCAGUAAAGUGUUAAAUGAUCUACAGCCUUCAGCGUGCUGCUUAGAUAAGUUAUGUUGCAAAGUGGAGAGAUGAUACUUUGAUUUUAUACAAUUUUAUUGAGUUUAAUGUUUACCAAAACGUCUUGACGUCCAUUGUAACAUAAUUUCACAGCAUCACAGAGCACGGCUGUGCUUAGUAUUUCCUUAAUACAGAGGAGAAUCACCUCUGAAGGAUCGUCAUACAAAAUUAAAUUCUGUUUAAGUCGAGGUGGCAUGAAGAAUAGCACGGCAGCGAGCGCGUGUACACGGUUCACUAAUUAAUGCUAAAUCCUUGAUAUGCAGCUCAUUCCUCCGUCUUCAGGGAGGAAUUCAUUGACUCGCAUGCGGAGCUAAAUUGGGCAGUGGGAGAAUGCUGAUGGGGAUCCGCGGCGCUGUAUCGAGAGACUCGAUGUUGUGGCAUUUGGUCCACCACCGACGGAAUUACAUUCCCGGCUUAUGGCUGUGGAGCAUGUCACCGUCACUCUGGCCAGCCUUAUCUUGGGUCUCUCACCGGACGGGUCGCUCUGAAGUGUGUCGGGAAUGUCACGGUCAUAAAAAAAGUGACCUGAACUCAUCCACAUGCUGAAAUGUUCGAAUCCUUCUUCCCCGAUGGUCUUUAAUAUAUAUAUAUAUAUAUACGGUAGACUUCCUGCAGAGAAUUGGCUACAAAUAAAUGUGUUUUGUGUUUCUGUCUGAAGACUCAUAAUAAGCGGCGUUAUCACAAAUGAUGUUUGAUCAGCGUCUGCUCUAUUUGAUGUCUCAGGUAAAGAGUUGCAGUUGAACACACGGGCAGAUUACAGAGGCACACGGGCAGUUACAGAGCCCAAAGUCUGUAAUGCUUUCAGCUAAACCGGAUGAGAUUACGAGAUUUUCAGCACCCAAUCCACAACUGGCCUCUAUGCAAGCAUUAAUGACAGAGUUGUUUUUAUUAUCAUUACCCCACAAAUGUAACAGAAAUACUCAAUAGUGAGAGUGACUUCUUUCUUUUGUGUCGCUGUUCCUGGUGAUGGAAAGUCUCACCGACACUCGGGAGGAUGGCAGCUGUCUUCAUGGAAUCCAGAUAAAAAUAGCUUAGUCAAAACCACUUCCCACCCCUCCCCCAACCACA
Messenger RNA from Anarrhichthys ocellatus (wolf-eel), 8787 nucleotides. It is a transcript of the gene nup214, whose product is annotated as nucleoporin 214. Gene Ontology annotation, biological process: protein import into nucleus; RNA export from nucleus. The transcript is spliced from 37 exons. Gene Ontology annotation, cellular component: nuclear pore. Gene Ontology annotation, molecular function: structural constituent of nuclear pore; protein binding. NCBI's taxonomy places the organism in Eukaryota, Metazoa, Chordata, Actinopteri, Perciformes, Anarhichadidae. The coding region runs from base 742 to 6831 and encodes 2029 amino acids. The record is from RefSeq and is a predicted model, not a curated record.